UCCGAACACAGCGUUUCCAACAAGAAGUUUCGCACUUUUGCGCGGACGCUGCCGCCUGGAUCCACUGUCGCCAACUCCGUGUUCGCAUUUCUCAAUCAGUGGAAUUGGAGGAAGAUUCGAAUUAUCAGCUCUCCUAGGUUUUCAAAGACGGUGGAGACGAUGCAGUUGUUAUCUAAGCAGCACGAUGUGACUAUUCUGGGAGAGGAGACGAUUAACGACAUCCAUUCUACCAGGGAUGAUGUGCUCAUCAAGGAAAUAGUCAGCAGAACUGCGUUUCAAACAAGAGUGUACGUGCUGAUCACGAACCAGAACGACGCACUAGUGGACCUCGUCAUCUACCUCGCCAUCAAGGACGAGGCAAAUGAGAUCAAGUUCGAUGAGUACGUGAUUAUCUUCGUAGAGGAGCAGCGAGAUGAGUACAGGGACAAGCAGGACCAGCAUCCUCAUCUGCAGAAAUUUCUAGAAAAGAACGAAGAAUUCGAUAAGCGCUUUGAGAUUCUACCAAUGUCUGUGGAAGGUUUUCGGCAAGUAUUCAAGAUAACACCAAGGCCACCAAGCAAUCCAGAGUUUGGUAACUUCGAGAAGAGUAGCAUAGAAUAUUCAAGUCUACAUUUCAAGAUGGAUCCACCUCCACCGGUUUUUACUCCCUCAGUACCGAUAUACGCGGCACACGCCUACGACGCCGUCUUCUUUUAUGCCAAAGCACUCAAUGAAACCAUCCAGCACAACGGUGGCAACAUCACCGUCGCUUACAAUGGAUCUGCCAUCGUGCAGAGGAUGAUCAACGCGACGUUCAAAAGUAUUCAAGGUCACGAAGUUCAUGUAAAUGAAGAUGGUGACGCGCAGGGAAACUAUACAGUUAUGUCUCUGAAAGAGAGCAAAAGUAUUCAUAGCAAGGGUGCAACGUGGGCCAUGAGAACCAUAGGAGAAUUCCAGGCCGUAUCAAGUGCUACUGCCUACCAACUACCGGUUUCCUACGUUAAGACGGAAGACAUUGAUUGGCUGAAUGGUAUUCCUAGAGAUGAACCGUAUUGUGGUUUUGAUAAUUCUCAAUGUAAAUACACGUGGCAGACGGGAGUCGUGGCUGGGACCGUGUUGUCUAUCAUCGUUGUUGUCUCGCUCUUCAUGUUCAGGCGCUGGCAGUACGAGACGAAACUGCGUAGCUUGCAGUGGAUCAUAGACUUCAACGACAUCAGGGUUGCCUACGAUCCGCAAGGCAACUACGCUGAUGCGCUGCACACGCCCAACACAACGCCAAAACUGAUGCCGAAAAUGGGAAGGGUGCGGUCGUUGACCACUAACAGUAUCACCUUCGACCAGAUGGGUCCAGACGGUCCAGCUGGCGGCUUUCCGCCAAUCGAUUCACACUUUCUCACCAAGCCUCAGAUCAUGGUCGGUGUGUUCAGACGCAAUCCGGUGGCCCUGAAACAUAUCAACAAGAAGGCGGUGGAGAUAACGAGAGCGAUUCGCAAAGAGCAUAAAAUCAUGAGAGAAAUGAGACAUGAAAACAUAGUCCCUUGCCUAGGCGCCUGCACCAACCCUGACCACAUCUACAUCGUUACACAGUACAGUGCCAGGGGAAGUUUGGAGGAUAUUCUCAACAAUAAGGAUAUACAACUGGACAACAUGUUCAUUGCAUCACUCGUUCAGGAUUUAAUUAAGGGAAUGAUGUACCUUCACGACUCGGAAAUCAUUUCUCACGGGAACCUCAAGUCGUCGAACUGUGUCAUAGACAGUCGCUGGGUUUUGCAAGUGAAGGACUUUGGGCUGCACGAGUUCAGAGCUGGAGCAGAGGAAUUAGUCGAUCAGGACACGUACUACAGACGUCAGCUAUGGAGAGCGCCAGAGCUUCUGCGCAUGAGCCAUCCGCCGGCGCGGGGAACGCAGCGUGGAGACGUCUAUUCAUUCUGCAUAAUCCUUUAUGAGAUUAUGGGCCGGGAAGGCCCCUUCGGUCGCUGCAACAUGACUAAUAAAGAAAUCGCGGAGAAGGUCAAGUGCGGUAUAGUACAACAAGGAAAUAUAGGGCUGAUAGAGGAGGUCUACCGUCCGCCGACUGCGAACCUCAACUGUGACAGGUACAUCGUUGAGUGCAUGCGCGAUGGCUGGGCGGAGGACCCGGAAAUGCGACCAGACUUCCGUUUCAUCAGGAUCCGGCUUCGACAAAUGCAAGCUGGAUUGAAACCUAACAUAUUCGAUAACAUGCUGGAUCUUAUGGAGAAGUACUCGUCCAACCUGGAGGUCACAGUGCAGGAGCGCACGCAGCAACUCAUCGAAGAGAAGAAGAAGACAGACGAACUACUCUACCGAAUGUUGCCCAAACAGGUGGCUGAGCAACUAAAAGGUGGAAAUCCAGUUGACGCCGAGGGCUUUGAUGCUGUGACAAUAUACUUCAGUGACAUCGUUGGGUUCACGUCACUUUCCUCAGCCAGCACACCUAUGCAGGUUGUAGAAUUGCUCAAUGACCUCUACACUGCGUUUGACUCAAUUCUCGGCCACUACAUGGUGUACAAAGUGGAAACCAUAGGUGACGCGUACAUGGUUGUCAGUGGCCUCCCGAUACGUAACGGCGACAACCACGCCGGCGAGAUAGCGUCGAUGGCGCUGCACCUGCUACGGAGGAUCCGUACGUUCAAGAUACGGCACCGGCCAAACGACACGAUGAAGCUUCGAAUCGGCAUACAUUCAGGUCCGUGCGUUGCUGGUGUCGUCGGUCACAAAAUGCCACGCUACUGUCUGUUCGGCGACACAGUCAACACGUCGUCCCGAAUGGAGUCCAACGGUGAAGCGCUCAAAAUACACAUCAGCGAGAACACGAAAUUACUACUCGAUAAAAUAGGAGGCUAUUAUAUUAAAGAGCGAGGUUUGGUUAAUAUGAAGGGUAAGGGAGAGAUGCGUACAUACUGGCUGCUAGCCGAGGACCGAUCGCGGCGCGUCUCGCGCCAACACCAGCAGGGCUACUGCAACUUCCCGCAGCAGACGUCACUAGAGGGUGACGGCGUCGGCCUCAACCGACAGUCGAGCGUAUCUAGCAUCGAUUCCGAGACGGGCUUGCUGGACGACGACCACGAGCUGGAGAAGCUGGUGGAGGAGGGCGUGGUCGAGGCGGGGGUCGGCUUGCCGUGCCGGCCCCCCACCGACCCGGCGAUGAUCAAGAUCAAAUACAAGAACGUGAAGAGCCAGGUCGACGAGGCGGCUCGAGAACAACGUCAUGGUGCCCGGUCCGCUGAAAGAAGAACGCAAGGACUCCAGUCUCGAGAGAAAGUUACUCGGCAGGGAUUUGUUAAUCGACUGCGCGGCUAUCGAAUCGACGAAUCGGGCGGACAGGCUGCCGCCAGCUUUUGCAACACCCAAGCUGUCGUCAACGCCGUCGACGUCGCCGGUCGCUCCGAUCAGAGGACAACGGCAGCGGCGGUGUGGGUGAAGCAGACACGCGAAGAACAGUGUCACAGUUCAAAUUCAACUCGAGUGCCGGACCCCGAAACGAACGAGGAGUUCGUCGUGUGA
This is a messenger RNA of Priapulus caudatus, 3504 nucleotides long. RefSeq names its product guanylate cyclase 32E-like. The record is from RefSeq and is a predicted model, not a curated record. The transcript is spliced from 23 exons. Gene Ontology annotation, cellular component: membrane. Lineage: Eukaryota; Metazoa; Priapulida; Priapulimorpha; Priapulimorphida; Priapulidae. The coding region runs from base 160 to 3504 and encodes 1114 amino acids. Gene Ontology annotation, biological process: receptor guanylyl cyclase signaling pathway; protein phosphorylation; cGMP biosynthetic process. Gene Ontology annotation, molecular function: protein kinase activity; peptide receptor activity; guanylate cyclase activity.